GAGUGUUUCCUUUCUGGAUUUUUCUCGUUCUAGUGUUGGUUUUAAUUUGAUGAAUUUUUAUUUUUUUUCCCUUAAUUAUACAGCAAAACUUCAGUCUUUAUUACUCACUUCCUUAACAAGAACAGAAAGAAAAUGAAUAAAAGAUGAUGCUUUAAUUAUUGCAAAUCUGAAGAUGAGUGAACCGGAUUUACUCAUGUUUUCUAUAAUUUCUGCGCACCAACUUCGCCAUAUGCUCUUCAAUUGUGAAAAUAUAUUAUAUCUGCUGUUUAAGGCCUACUACAUUCGAAAGGGCACUUGAGAGGGGGAGAGAGAGAGAGACUGAGAGAGAGGGUGCUGGUUCGCAAAGAAACAUUAAGUUCUGCGAGCUUGAAUCCUCUCUCUGUUUCAUUAAAUUAUCUCCGUGCCACCGGAUUUGAUUUUUAAAUGUUCCUAUAAUAACAUCAGGAAACUAUUGAGAUAGUUGAAGGUUACUUAUUAAAGGAGGUUGGGAGCUGGUAUUAAUGGGUGGUGUUUGUUGCUGUUUGCAAGAUGAAUACGAAGAUUUGACAAAUCCUAACAGCUCUGUUUAUCGAAACUGUAUAUGCCUCCGUUGCUUUGUUCAGAACUUCUUGGCUGUGUAUACGUCAUUGUUUCGCAGAGGAGAAGAACAUGUCACCGCUUCAUCCACUCUGGGGACGGCAUCUUUGAAUUCGGUUGCAUCACUUGAUAACUCUCUAGAUGAUAUGUACCGCUCUCCUCCAAGGCCUCUGCCUUACGAUGCAGAUCCGAGAUAUUUCCGUUUGCAACGGGACGGACUGGUCUCAAGGAGGGAGAAAGGCUCGAGUCAUUUGCACGAGGAAACUGAACCGUUGAGAAGAAGUGAAGUUGAUGAAGAGCCUGUACCUUUGAGGAACACAAACAAAUGGAAUGACUUCACAUGUGAAGAAGAAUCUAAAGAUUACAAUUCCAAAUAUUCAUUGAAGCUCUCAACAGCUAAAUCAAAGACAGGUUUUGAUCAUGUUUACACUUCUUCAGAAGAUGAAGAUGUCUGCCCCACAUGUCUCGAAGAUUAUACUACAGAAAACCCAAAGAUUAUGACAAAAUGUUCUCACCAUUUCCACCUUGGUUGUAUAUAUGAGUGGAUGGAAAGAAGUGAUAACUGUCCAGUUUGUGGCAAGGUGAUGGCAUUCGAUGAGACACCUUGAUCUUUUCUCUCCCCAGAUUUUUAUUUGUGGGUCAAAACAGCUACAAACAGCAAGAGAAAUAACAAAUUUGAAACAGGAAGUGUAAAGUCGCUGUGAAUACUCCAUGUUAAAAGUGCUAUCUUGUAUAGUGAUAUUAUUCAGCACCAUGAUGUCUGCUUUUCUUUUCGUGUUUAUUAUUGUAUUUCCUACGAGCAAAAAGCUUUUAGCCAAAGUUCUCUUCAACGAAGAGAAUGAAUGUUAUAUGGCUAAACGGUUGAACCUGCUGGGAUUGUUAAAUCCAUGGUAUUGACAACAUAUUUUGCUUAAAAAAAAUUAGUACAACUGAAAAAAUUGUACUAAAUACUUGAGCUUGUAGUUAUAUCUUUCAUGGGCAAAAACUACUUUGACCACUUGUAAGCGAUAUUGUUUUCCUAGCCAAGUACUUUCCUUUCCCUAA
Messenger RNA from Olea europaea var. sylvestris, 1620 nucleotides. Its product is annotated as E3 ubiquitin-protein ligase At3g02290-like. The coding region runs from base 501 to 1184 and encodes 227 amino acids. Lineage: Eukaryota; Viridiplantae; Streptophyta; Magnoliopsida; Lamiales; Oleaceae. The transcript has 5 exons. The record is from RefSeq and is a predicted model, not a curated record. Gene Ontology annotation, molecular function: ubiquitin-protein transferase activity.